Molecule: messenger RNA, 423 nt
Organism: Lactuca virosa
Lineage: Eukaryota; Viridiplantae; Streptophyta; Magnoliopsida; Asterales; Asteraceae
Source: the annotation of a GenBank genome assembly
AUGGAGUUUAAGGACUUCAUUAUCUACCUCCGGAAUUUGAUAAAGGAUAAAUCUCAUGAUAUGUAUUAUUGUCUUCCAAAUCGGGCCAUAAUAGAUGGGUUAAGAGAGCUGAGAGAUGAAGACUAUUAUGUGAGGUUUCUUGAUGUUAGAUAUAGUAAUGAUUGUAAAAUCAGUAUCUAUAUUGAUCAUUACCACGAGACAAUUACAGAAUGGAUUGAAGAAGAGAAAGUUGAAGAAGGGGACACUGUUAGUGAUAUAUGUGAAGAUGAUGUGGACUCGGUCAUGGCAGAUGAUGUGUCACUGGACCAUGAAGCUGACGAUGAGAUUCUUGAAAUUCCAAAAUAUGUUGAUCCUUUUUUGUCCCACAAAAAUCCUAUUCCAGAAGGAAGGGUAGAGGAUGAAGCUGACGAUAAUGUGUCAUAA